Diaporthe citri is the source of this 1260-nucleotide messenger RNA. RefSeq lists its product as uncharacterized. The transcript is spliced from 5 exons. The record is from RefSeq and is a predicted model, not a curated record. Bases 1 to 1260 code for a protein of 419 amino acids. Gene Ontology annotation, cellular component: plasma membrane; Golgi apparatus; endoplasmic reticulum. NCBI's taxonomy places the organism in Eukaryota, Fungi, Ascomycota, Sordariomycetes, Diaporthales, Diaporthaceae.
AUGGCCGAUUCACCGACUAGAGUCGGCCAUACCGACUCGAUCGCUUCCCAGGAUUCCGGGAGCAAGUCCAACGAUAAGAAAAAGAGCCGCAGGCCAGCCAACACUGCGUUUCGACAGCAGCGGUUGAAGGCAUGGCAACCAAUCCUCACACCAAAGACCGUCCUCCCCCUCUUCUUCUCCAUCGGCAUCAUCUUCGCGCCCAUCGGUGGCCUGCUCCUGUACGCGAGCUCGCAGGUCCAAGAGAUCUCCAUCGACUACACGACAUGCUACAAGGACGCCAGCAACGACACCUUCAACGCCGUGCCCUCCGACAACGUGUUCACCCAGUUCAAGAACAACACCGACGUACAGGCACAAUGGAAGCGGGAGACUGUCAAUGUCACAUUCGACGGCGUGACCAACCAGACGCAGAAAUGCAUGAUACAGUUCACGAUACCUGAGGACAUGGGCCCGCCCGUCCUCUUCUACUACCAGCUCACAAACUUCUACCAAAACCACCGUCGCUAUGUUAACUCCUUCUUCGACAAGCAGCUCGCCGGUAAGGAGGUCACACCCUCGCAGGUUAGCGGCUCCACAUGUGAGCCUCUUAAGACGGAGGAAGGCACUGGCAAGCCCUUCUAUCCCUGUGGGCUGAUUGCCAAUUCCAUCUUCAACGACACCUUCUACAGCCCUUAUUCUGUGGGUGACGAGGGCUCGCCUUAUAACAUGAGCGAGACGGGCAUUGCGUGGGACUCCGACAAGGACCUGUUCAAGAACAUCUCUUCCGCGACUAAGCUGGACUCCGUCGCUGUUCCACUCAACUGGCGGAUGCGGUAUCCCAAUGGCUAUACCGAAAGCAACCCCCCGCCGAACCUCGGGACAGAUGAGCACUUCAUGGUCUGGAUGCGGACCGCCGGCCUGCCGACUUUUAGCAAGCUGUACAUGAGGAACGACACGCAAGCGAUGACCAAGGGAAUGUACCAGGUGGACAUCCUCCAUUGGUUCCCCGCGGACAUUUACAAGGGCACCAAGUCGAUCGUCCUCAGCACCAGGACUGUCAUGGGUGGCAGGAAUCCAUUCUUGGGCAUUGCAUACUUGGUUGUGGGUGGAAUCUGCAUCCUUCUCGGCGCCAUCUUCACAGUGACGCACUUGUUGAAGCCAAGGAAACUUGGCGACCACACCUACCUCUCCUGGAACAACGUUCCAUCCUCAAAACAUCCGGCAGGCUCAUCGGCGGCCAUGGCCAGCGGGCGCGACCUCGGUAGAUCAGGUGAGGCUUAG